Molecule: messenger RNA, 955 nt
Organism: Nicotiana tabacum (common tobacco)
Lineage: Eukaryota; Viridiplantae; Streptophyta; Magnoliopsida; Solanales; Solanaceae
Source: RefSeq, a predicted model, not a curated record
UCUCAGUCUCUGAUCUCUCCCUAUCUGACCAUCCUCUCCUCUCUCCUCUUUCUCUCUCUUCUCGGGGUUCAGUUUUCUCUCAGAGCAAAGAAAAAAGAAAACAUCUUUAGAGAGGGAAAGAAUGGGCGCCUGUGCUAGCAAGCCUAAUGUGUUGAAUGGUGAAGCCCCAGAAGUCGCACCAGAAAAUGUCUCUGCCAAGGAUGUUACGGUUGCGGCUGAAGAAGAGGUGAAGAAGGAAGAGGGUGUCAUUGCAGAUGAUGAUGCCAACAAAAUUCCAUCUCUAAGUAACUUGCUCAAAAAUGAAGAGGGGAAGGGGUCGGCAGAAGAGAAAGAGGAUACAUCAGUACCAUCGGAGGCCAAGAAAGAAUUAGAAUUAGUUGAGAAGGUUGUCGAUGAUGCUGCGACAGCUGAUGCUACUUGUGUUGAUGAGAAGAAAAUAGAGGAAGUAAAAUCAGAAACUCCGGUCGAGCAGAAUGUGGAGGAAGUAGUAAAACCAUCAUUGGAGGGCAUUCCAUCUCCUGUAGAGAAUAAAGCAGAUGAAGAGAAAGUAGCAGCCGCAGAAGAAGCUCCUGCAGAGACAACAGUAGAGGAAGUAAAACCAGAAACAGAGACUACUCCUGCAGAUGAAAAAACAGCCACUGAAGAGAAGAAAAUUGAAGAGAAAUUAACUCCGGAGGAUCCAAAACCUGAAGCUUCUUCUGUGGAGAUCAAAAAAACACAAGAGAAACCAGCUACAAAGAAAGGCAAGUUUUGGUGGGAUAAGUGAACUAAAAUGCGGAACGAUUAAAAUUCACAAGUCAUGAGUACUGAUAUUAUCUUGAACAAGUUGUCAUGAGCAUGAUUUAUUUCAUUUUUACUCUUGAAUAUCAUUUGAUGAAAUUGGUAACGUUGUAUUUUCACCUUGUUCACUAGCACACCUUCAUAUUCAAAUACUCCAUCGUUUUUCCAUUCUAUA